Molecule: messenger RNA, 2352 nt
Organism: Dreissena polymorpha
Lineage: Eukaryota; Metazoa; Mollusca; Bivalvia; Myida; Dreissenidae
Product: calcitonin receptor-like
Exons: 13
Coding region: 87-1445 (452 amino acids)
Biological process (GO): cell surface receptor signaling pathway; adenylate cyclase-modulating G protein-coupled receptor signaling pathway
Cellular component (GO): plasma membrane
Molecular function (GO): G protein-coupled peptide receptor activity
Source: RefSeq, a predicted model, not a curated record
AAGGAAUAGAAGGCUUAGGCAUUGAUUAUGAUACAGACCAUAUCCUUCGAUCUACGUCAACUCUGGUUUCAGUAACAAGCUUCGAAAUGACAACAUCAUUACCGACUAAAAUAUUCAAACAAUCAACAUCGUAUUCCUAUAAUAUCAGCGAGCGCACGGAUUAUUUGUCAACAAAAGCACCGUUUAAACCUGAAUCGUAUCAUCAUAGACUUAAAGAAAUCAUUGACGGACUAACAGCCGAUUGUCUUCACGAGCAUCAUAGACAACCACCACUCAAUACAGUCGAGCUUUACUGUAAUCGAACAGUUGACAGUUUUGGUGGAUGCUGGCCUGAUACUUCAGCUGGACAAAGGGCUCAAAUACCGUGCCCUAAGUUACCUGGCUUUAAUGUCCAUGCCUUCGCCUACCGAGAUUGUACAGAGAAUGGUACCUGGUUUGUGCAUCCAAAUAAUUCCCAAAGAUCGGCAAAUUACAGCGAAUGUCGGCAGAAAGAAAUACCAGGAGUGGAACACAUCUACAUUUUUGUCGGAGGCUUUGUGGUGUCCCUAGUGAUGCUGAUAGCGUCUCUGAUUAUCUUCUUCCGUUUCCGACAGCUGCGUUGCGACCGUAUUACAAUUCACAAAAACCUCUUCAUCUCGUAUGUCUUUACUGGCAUAGCUUGGACAUUGUACUACUGUUUGGCUGCCAUGAAUGGAGAUGUGAUUUCUACAAAUCCGAUUUGGUGUCAGGUUCUCCACGUGUUGUGCCAGUACUUUAUCGUGUGCAAUUUUAUGUGGAUGUUUUGUGAAGGACUCUACUUGAACAUCAUCAUGAUUUACGCCUUCAAUUCUGGCAAAGCAUUGCUUAUAACCUGUUAUAUCCUUGGAUGGGGAUUGCCCGUUUUAUUGACAGUCGUUUACGCCGUUGUGAGAGGCAGCAACCCAUCAAUGACCGCUGAUUGCUGGAUUGGCGACAGCGCCCUUAUAUGGAUUGUUUAUGGGCUGAUAGUGGUAUCAAUCGGGGUCAAUGUUCUCUUCUUGAUCAACAUCGUACGUUUGUUGAUCACAAAAUUGAGACAGAUGCCAGAAGCGGACCAGUCCAGAAAGGCUACUCGUGCCACUCUUAUACUGGUACCACUACUUGGGUUACAAUACCUCUUAAUUCCCAUUCAACCGGAGGAGGGAACCAAUCUACACGAGGCCUAUCACAUUGCAGUGGCUCUGUUUACGUCUUUGCAGGGUGCGUUCGUAUCGACGAUGUACUGCUUUUGUAACAGCGAGGUCAUACAAGUGCUACGUCGCCGCUGGAACCAGCACAAGCUGAUGAACCGCAGCUCCGCUCGAGCAUCGAACACACACGCCAACACGUACACGACCACGGAACCUGUGACGCAGGCCAACGCAACCUACUUCAGCACCUCAGACAACAAAGAGCCCCCACUGGAGAUGUCAAAGAUUGGAUCCUAAAUCUACUUACCGUGGGACUUACAGGCAUUACACUGUAAAGUGUAUGAGAAAAUGUACACCUUGUUUAAAUAUAUCUGGCUUAUGAACAUGCAUAUUAAUGUUUAUUUUUACAAGCUUUUUAUAAUUAUUUAAGAGUAAAUAAAAGUAGUAUGCUUUGGUAAUGAAGAUAUUUAAUUGGUGGAGUGAUCUGUGGUAGUUGCGAUCAAUAAUUGCUGUCUGAAAGCUAUCCAUUAUUUAAAAUGAGUGUAUAUUUUAUAAUUUAAAAUAUAUUAACAUUUUAUGUAUUCAAUUAGCAUGUAAUUAUUUAUAUUGUUUCCAAAUGUUAACAAAUAUUUACAGUUAAAAUUUUAUUAUUAUAUUAUUAUACAUUUUUCUUAUUACAACCAUAAUCCUUCCAUCAUAAGUUCAUGUCGUUUGUUUUCCGUGGUGAAUUGCAGAUGCAAUUUAACUUAUUUAAUAUGCAUGUAUUUUAUUUGUUUUAUGGUAUAUUUAAAAAUAUUGAUAAACAUACAAAUCUGAUCAACUGUGUAAGUAGGAUUUAUUAUGGGAAUACCUUUGUCGACCGACAUGUAAACAAUCGGGUUGCGAUUAAAAACUGAAUUCUAGUAUUAUAUUCAAAAUGACAAAUUAAACAUAACAACAAUCCUCUCCACGAUCAUCUCAUAUGCAUGCAUUUAUGUUUAAGAAAGACACAAGAUGCCAUUUAACACUACAGCUACUGUUAACGACGUGUUGUGCUUUACCUUAGGGUGUUCAUUUACAAUGACUUAUUGAUGUUUGUGUUUAUCUGCCGACAAUCAGUAGUCGUCUUUCAUUUCUGUGUUAACCGUUAAAAUAGUUGUUGUAUCAUGCCGGUGUUAAGUGUUGUAAGCUGAGAAUAACGUUUGUAAUAAAUGGAUUCAGUUUA